Molecule: messenger RNA, 723 nt
Organism: Perkinsus marinus ATCC 50983
Lineage: Eukaryota; Perkinsozoa; Perkinsida; Perkinsidae
Exons: 5
Coding region: 1-723 (240 amino acids)
Source: RefSeq, a predicted model, not a curated record
AUGACUAGCAGUGGUGAAUACACGAUCCAGAAUAGAGUACUCAAGGAGAUGCACAGGGAACGCAUGGCUCGUAUAGAAUGUCACUCCAAAAAGGUAUUUGUUGAGUAUGGUGAUGGAAACGGUCUGUGGUUGAAAGAACUGAAGGGGAAAGCACUGGGCACGCAACGAUGGGCUAGUGGCGACCGAUUUGCAGCCAUGGUGGCGAGUAGUGGUGGGAGGUACCAGGAGCUCAAAAGCUUCCUUGAGAACUGUGUUAACGGUGUGGAGCUCGGGUGUGGGGUCGGGACUGCUGGUCUUAUGCUUGCCAAAGUUUAUACAAGAAUGAGGAUGACACUGACAGAUCAACCGCAGUGCAUUUCCUUGGCAGAGGAGAAUGUCAGCUUCAACAACCUUGGUGAUCGCGUGACAGUAUCGGCGUAUAGUUGGGGAGAUUCAGUCGAUACAUUCGCUGCUGACCCUCCAGACUUUGUUGUCGCCACUGAUGUUCUUUAUCAUGCAAGUGUCUUCGAUAAGUUUCUGAGCUCUUUGGAAGCCUUUGCAGGGCUCCGACUCAGAGAGGAUCACUGGGUUGAUGAUAUCCCCAACGUGUCGACCAAAGUGCAUGUCGAUAUCGUCUGCAAGGGGAACGAUAUCCCCACUCAGGAUAAGCGAGGGGACGCCGCCUCGGCUGUCGGGCUUAAUUUCAAUCAGAGCUCGCCAAACUGUGAGGCUCCCGUGGUUUGA